Messenger RNA from Dryobates pubescens (Downy woodpecker), 708 nucleotides. RefSeq names its product solute carrier family 66 member 3 (gene SLC66A3). The transcript is spliced from 6 exons. The record is from RefSeq and is a predicted model, not a curated record. NCBI's taxonomy places the organism in Eukaryota, Metazoa, Chordata, Aves, Piciformes, Picidae.
AUGGAGUGGCAGGAUCUGUCCCUGGGCCUCUCGUUUACGGUGUGCGGAGGAGACACGGGGAGAGAGGCAGGGAGGAACCUCCCCUCUUUCUUUGCUUAUCCCCACCUUCUGGGAAGGUGCGGGAAGCGUGAGCCGUUUCGAGUGUGGGGCGGCCGGGACUGGCUGCUGGAAUGCAGCUGGGAGGCUGCGCUGGAGGCGACUUGUGCGGCGGAGUGGGGAAAGAGGCAGUUUCUGCAGCCGCGGAUUGAGAAUCGCUGUUCUAUUUGCUUACUUCAGGGCACGUUUAAACUAGUACGGGAGAACUUCCUUGUGUUUCUGAGGUACCAGAUCUAUUAUGGUUACCCUCUGCAGACGUACCUGGAACAUCCCAUCGUCAUUGCACGAGAUGUCAUUCUCCUCCUGCUAAUUCUGCAUUUCAGUGGGAGCAUGAAAUGAAUUUUGGGGGGGGGGGGGGGGCUGUACAUGUUAACACUGCAGAAAUGGAUAAUAGACCUGGCCAUGAAUUUGUGCACAUUGACCAGUGCAGCCAGUAAGCUGGCUCAGCUUUGGUGCCUCUGGCAAACAAAAGAUUCUGGACAAGCGAGUGUCUUGACCUGGAGUAUGUCUGCAUAUACCUGGGCAAUUCUCUUCCACUUCAUAACCAUGCUUGUUCUCAAUGUUUGGGUCACAGCCACAACCCUGCACCACAGGAAAACUAAAAAAGAAUGA